This is a messenger RNA of Boeremia exigua, 1100 nucleotides long. RefSeq lists its product as uncharacterized. The transcript has a single exon. NCBI's taxonomy places the organism in Eukaryota, Fungi, Ascomycota, Dothideomycetes, Pleosporales, Didymellaceae. Gene Ontology annotation, molecular function: oxidoreductase activity. The coding region runs from base 215 to 1021 and encodes 268 amino acids. The record is from RefSeq and is a predicted model, not a curated record.
GUGCUAAAUCCGGAAUAGAAUCGUCAUACGAACGGGGCGUAGUCUAGCAGUAUAUAAUAGCUUGGUGGUCCACAUACUCUGUCAAUCGCACUUCAAACCCUUAUACAGGCUAAGGCUACGAUCGCAUCGGACCUUGCAUUACACUGACAGCUCCAACUCUGUGAACGCCACUAUCUUCAAUAUUCAUCCAACAGUCCGCGAGCCAGAGACGAAUAUGAGCAAAAUAUCAGAUCAGAGCAAAUUCUCCAACAAGCUUCAGGGAUCGCGAGUGCUCAUCAUCGGCGGGUCCUCUGGCAUUGGGUACAGCGUUGCUGAAGCGUGCCUCGAGAAUGGCGCUCUUGUUAUGAUAGCGUCUUCGAAUUCAGCCAGAAUAGAGACCGCCAUUGCUAAGUUGCAAUCAUCGUACCCGUCUGCCAAGUCCAAAAUUCGCGGCCACGCUGUAGACCUCUCUAGAUCGGAGACGUUAGAGUCGGAGCUGAAGACGCUAUUCGAACAAACCGUCAAAGACAUGGGCGGCGACAAGUUGGACCAUGUCAUCUUCACUGCCGGCGACGCUAUUGCCGCUAUGCAGCUUGUAGAGAUAACAAUGGAGAGCAUACUCAAAGCAGGCCAAAUUCGUUUCUUCGCCCCCCUCCUGGCUGCGAAGUUCAUUCCCCAAUACAUCAAGAACUCUCAUGAAAGCAGCUACACUAUCACUACUGGAAGUGUUAGUGAGCGUCCCAUACCAGGCUGGAGCGUUAUCGGUUCAUUUGCGGGCGGUCAUCACUCUAUGGUCAGGAACCUGGCAUUGGACAUGAAGCCUAUCAGAGUCAACGGCGUCAGUCCUGGUGUAGUCGAUACAGAGAUGUGGCACAUGCCUAAGGAACAGAAGGAACAUAUGAUGGAGCAAAUGAGCGAGAAGAUGGCGACCGGAACGCCGGGCAGACCGGAGUGGGUGGCUGAGAGCUAUCUGGGUAUCAUGAAAGACUACAACAUGGACGGCUCGAUGGUUAGAACUGACGGUGGCGGUCUGUUUAUGUAAAGCUUGAGUCUAUUCAAACAACAUAUACACUUAAACAACAUGUUUUUUUCCGCCCGGCAUCUUCCGUUUGUGAACAAAU